AUGUCAGAUACUAACACAAGUAACUUCAUCAACCCCUCCACCUUCAUCCUGCUGGGCAUUCCUGGCCUGGAGGCUGCCCAUAUCUGGAUCUCCAUUCCCUUCUGUGCUAUGUACACCAUAGCCGUGUUGGGGAACUUCACCAUCCUGUUCAUUGUGAAGAGAGAGCCGAGCCUCCAUGAGCCCAUGUUCUAUUUCCUCUGCAUGCUGGCCAUCACCGACCUGGUCAUGUCCACAUCCACUGUACCCAAAAUGCUGAGCAUCUUCUGGUUCAAUUCCAGGGAGAUCAGUUUCAGUGCCUGCCUCACCCAGAUGUACUUCGUUCACUCCUUCUCAACGAUGGAGUCUGGAAUCCUCAUGGCCAUGGCUUUUGAUCGCUCCGUGGCCAUCUGCAAUCCUCUGAGAUAUUCCAUGAUCCUGAAAAACUCUGUUGUGGCCAAGAUAGGCCUGGCCGUGGUGCUGCGUAGUGGAAUAAUCACAUUACCUUAUCCCUUCCUGGUGAGGCAGUGGCCAUAUUGCAGAACCAACAUCAUCCCCCACUUCUAUUGUGGGCAUAUAGCUGUGGUAAAGCUUGCCUGCACUGACAUUCGCAUCAGUAGUUACUAUGGGUUGUUUCAUCUUAUCUCGAUGAGUGGAAUGGACAUGUUUUUUAUCGCCGUGUCGUACACUCUGAUCCUCCGGGCCAUCUUCCGCCUCCCCACAAAGGAUGCCCGGCUCAAUACUUUUCGUACCUGCAUCUCUCAUCUUUGUGCCAUCUCAGCUUUGUACAUCCCAGAUUUAGCCUCCUCUUUCAUUCAACGGUUUGGCCAGAAUGUGCCAAUUCAUUUCCUCAUUCUUAUUACCAGUGUGUACCAACUGGUGCCCCCCGUGCUGCACCCCAUCAUUUACGGGGUGAGGACCAAACAGAUCCGGGGCAGGCUGAUCCAACUCUUUACUCCGAAGGAGACCUAA
This is a messenger RNA of Mauremys reevesii (Reeves's turtle), 948 nucleotides long. RefSeq names its product olfactory receptor 52E4-like. NCBI's taxonomy places the organism in Eukaryota, Metazoa, Chordata, Testudines, Geoemydidae. The record is from RefSeq and is a predicted model, not a curated record. The transcript has a single exon. Gene Ontology annotation, cellular component: membrane. Gene Ontology annotation, molecular function: olfactory receptor activity; G protein-coupled receptor activity. Bases 1 to 948 code for a protein of 315 amino acids. Gene Ontology annotation, biological process: G protein-coupled receptor signaling pathway.